Messenger RNA from Aricia agestis (brown argus), 2214 nucleotides. It is a transcript of the gene RanBP3, whose product is annotated as ran-binding protein 3. The record is from RefSeq and is a predicted model, not a curated record. Gene Ontology annotation, cellular component: nuclear pore; cytoplasm. The transcript has 6 exons. NCBI's taxonomy places the organism in Eukaryota, Metazoa, Arthropoda, Insecta, Lepidoptera, Lycaenidae. Gene Ontology annotation, biological process: protein export from nucleus. Bases 66 to 1343 code for a protein of 425 amino acids. Gene Ontology annotation, molecular function: GTPase activator activity.
AACUGUGGUCUAUAGUUUCUUGAUCAUAUAUACCUACUAGUAAUCUGUGUUCUUGAUGUUCGACAAUGGCAGAUGCAAAGCAAGGUAAAACAGCAGAUGAGUGCUACAAUGGCCCCUCUCAAUCAAGGAUUAUUCUGGCUAAACCUAGACUUGGAGGUUUUGGUUCCUCCGGCUUUGCUUCAACAUCAGGAAAAAGUGCUAAUCCAUUUGGGUCAGUACUUAGACCACCACAACUCAAACCCGGAGCUAACCCAUUCUUGAAAGUCGAUACGGAAGAAACCAACAUAGAAGAGGACAAAGAAAAAGCACCUGAAGGAAACGAUAGAUUAAAAGAAACUAAAGACGAGGGUCCAAUCCCAAAGUUUGUUCCACUUAGAUCAACAAAUUCUACUCCCAGGAGUACAACAGUGCAACCCACAACUAGUGCAAUACAAGCUCCCGGGUUUGUGUUCGGCCAGAAUUUAAGUGAAAGGGUCGUAAUACAGGAGAAUAUCAAGAAUGGUGAAGCAUCAGCUGAGCAUAGCUCCUCCAAUGGCACCUCAGAACUAUUGUUUACAAGUGCUGCUGCCUCUGUUAAAGAAAAUAAUCAGGAUGAAGCAGGACCAAGCGAACCAAAUAGUAACACAAAUGACGGUCUAGCCGCAAACGCAGCCGAGUAUGAGAGGUCACAUGCGAGACCACCACCACCCACAACUAAUAUCACAGUCACAGGCGAAGAAGACGAGACCAAUGUUUUACAGAUAUCGUGUCGUCUAUUCGCAUGGGAGGCCGGGAGCUGGCGGGAGCGCGGUCGCGGCGUGUUGCGACUGAACGAUGCGGCGGGCGGCGCUCGGCUAGUGGCCCGCACCGCCGGCAGCCUGCGCGUGGUCCUCAACACCAAGCUGUGGCCAGACAUGGUGGCCGAGCGAGCAGGGACCAAGUCGCUGAGAAUCACGGCCGCCAUCGCACACGAUCACGUCAAACUGUUCCUCAUUAUGGGUGCACCGUCAGAUAUCGCACAACUGCACAGAGCGCUCAAGGCCCGCAUCGCUGUCAGCAAACGGAGCACAACAGUCGUGAUCGACCAAGAGACGAAAUCUCAGCAGUCUGCGGAGAGGCUGGACGCCGCCGCCGACGAUGACUUCAACCAGCAGGACGGUGACGUAGAUUUUGACGAGAAGAGCAACGGGGAAAACAUACAGGACGACGAGAAUUCUUCCAAAGAGGAAAGACUUGAAAAUUCAACCGAUAAGACUGAUGGAGUCGACGACGAAACGAAAGCGUCUAAACGGAAAGAGCCAAUGGAGGAUGAGGUGGUAGCGAAGAGACCGUGCCCCGAUCAGGAGUCCGCUGAUGCCUGCUGAACUGUACGCCCCAAUCGGUUUCUCUGUGCUAGAAUUGCUGGACCACAGUUGCAGGUCUCCUUAAACCUUGUUUAUUUUAACUGUCCCAUAAAGUAUAGCUAAUGUAAUUACAACCGUUCAACUAGACAGAAUGAUGCUGAUGAUUGUUAUUGUUGAAAUUCUUUGGUGAUUCUAAAGACUCAAAUUGCGUUGACUAGGCAAUGUUGAAAUUUUUUGAGCUGUUGUAGUUACAUACAUGUGGUAUAUUGGGGGGCACGUAUCAAGUAUGAAAUAGCUAAGAUGAAAUACAAAUUAUUCAGAAUCAUAAAAUAUAAAAUUUCUCUUUUAACAUAUACUGUAUUUCAUCUUGGUUUGAAAUCCGUGUUCAUAUUAUUUUGCUCAUAUCUAAUCAGUUUUUUCUCCUUGAUUAGAUUCAUUACAAGAGUAAUUAUUUAAGACAUUGGUACUAAGUAGUAAUCAUUUAACAGCUGGAACAGUUACUAUUACACUUUUAAUAAAUUAUUGCUACAUAGAUUUUCUUUAAAUUCUGCUGCAUCUAAUUAAUAAUUAUAGUUUGAGGUUCAAGAAACUGGGGUAGGGUGCAUUCUCUCAAAAUCUUAUAAAAGUUGAAAAAUUCUGAUAUUGACUUAGGAGAAUGUUUCAAUUUAAAAAAAUAUUCAUCAUCGCAUUGUUAAAGGGUGUGAUUAAAGCAUGGUCUCAUGAUUAUUAAAAUAUAUUUCCUUUGGUAGAAAUAAAAAUGGUAUGAAUCUUGAGAAUAAAAGUUUAGCGUUUACAUUCCAACAAACUGCUCUGGUGUAGCUGACUACCAAAUACCGUGUAUAUUGUACAUGAUUUAUUUUCUGAUGGUGAUAAAAAUAAAGUAUUUACUACA